GUGUGAGGUGAGCUGAUUAACAGGCUGUGCUGAUUUCUUUGAAGACACAUUCUGUGACUCCUCAACAUAUUGUCACCUGAGAAAACAAUCCAGACCCUGAUCAGGACCAGGACCAAAUGGCUGCUUCUCAGGGACCAUUGACCUUCUGGGAUGUGGCCAUACAUUUUUCUCCGGAGGAGUGGGAAUGCCUGGACCCAGCUAAGCGGAAAUUGUACAUGGAUGUGAUGUUGGAGAACUACAGCAACCUGGCCUCUGUGGCUAUGUCAUCUGAAGAUGACCAGGCCUUUAUGCCAAAGUUCGGAAUACAAGAUUUAUUCACUGAAAUAAUACUGAGUACAUAUAAUGGAAAGAGCAGUUAUCAAUGGAUUAAACAUUGGAAAAACUUUGAGCAAGAGUCAUAUCUUAACCAUUGGAGAAGCAAGCUUACAGAGGACAAUUAUAAAAGUGGAAAAGUCUUUGACCAAAUUUCCAAUCACAGUACAGGUCAGGUUAUUCCAAUUGUGGAGAAGACACACAAAGGAAGUAAAUGUGUCCAGAUUUUUCAGCAGUUUUCAAAUUACAAUGAACAAGAUAAUAUUCAUACUGGGGAGGAGUCUUACAAAUGGAAUCCUUGUACUAGAAUCUCUAGUCAGAUAUUCAAUACAAAUAAAAUGAAAAAAGUCCAUAGUGGAAAGAAACCUUAUACAUGUAAAGAUUCUGGUAAAAGAUCGAAUUGGCCUUCAGGUUGUAUGCUAAAUCAAAAAAUUCAUACUGGAGAGAAGCCUUACAAAUGUAAAUCAUGUGGCAAAGCCUUUAAAUGUCAUUCUUCUCUUAUUGUUCAUAAGGGAAGAAUUCAUACUAUAGCAAAAUUUUAUACAGUCAAGGAAAAGGGAACAGUCUUUAGUCAAUCCUCAAGACAUACUCAACAUUAUAGAAAUCAUUGGGAAGAAAUGACUUAUAAAUGUUCAGAAUGUGGGAAAACCUUUAGCCGACUGUCAACACUUUGUAUUCAUCAGAGAAUUCACACUGGAGUGAAACUUGACAAAUGUAGAGAACUUGGCAAAGUCUUUAGGUGUUCCUCCUCCCUUAAAUUACAUCAGGGAGUUUAUACUAGAGAGAAGCCUUAUAAAUGUAGAGAAUGUGGCAAAGCCUUCAGCCACUCUUCAUCCCUUAAUCAACAUCACAGAGUUCAUACUGGUGAGAAGCCUUUCAAAUGUAAAGAAUGUGGCAAGGCAUUCAGUUUGGCAUCAUCCCUUAAUUAUCAUCAGAGAGUUCAUACUGGAGAGAAGCCUUAUAAAUGUAGAGAAUGUGGCAAAGCCUUUAGCCAGUCCUCACACCUUACUUCUCAUCUGAGAGUUCACCAUGGAGAAAAGCCUUAUAAAUGUAGAGAAUGUGCCAAAUCAUUUGGCAACUCCUCAGACCUUACUAAGCAUCAGAGAGUUCAUUCUGGAGAGAAGCCUUAUAAAUGCAGAGAAUGUGGCAAAGCGUUUAGUCAGUCCUCACACCUUAUAUAUCAUCAGAGAGUUCACCAUGGAGAGAAGCCUUAUAAAUGUAGACAAUGUGGCAAAUCCUUUGGCUUCUCUUCAGACCUUACUAUGCAUCAGAGAGUUCAUUCUGGAGAGAAGCCUCAUAAAUGUAAUGAAUGUGGCAAAGCGUUUACCAAGUCCUCAUCUCUUAAUUAUCAUGAGAGGGUUCACACUGGAGAGAAGCCUUAUACAUGUAGAGAAUGUGGCAAAGCCUUCACUGGACCAUCAAACCUUACCAGCCACCAGAGAAUUCAUACUGGAGAGAAGCCGUAUAAAUGUAAUGAAUGUGGCAAAGCCUUUAGCCAGUCCUCAUCCCUUUCUUGUCAUCAGAGAGUUCACACUGGAGAGAAGCCUUAUGAAUGUAGAGAAUGUGGCAAAUCCUUUGGCAGCUCCUCAGAUCUUACAAAGCAUCAGAGAGUUCAUUCUGGAGAGAAGCCUUAUAAAUUUAGAAAAUGAAACAAAACCAUUUAUCAGUGUUCCUGUGUUACUGUACAGCAGAGAGUUCAUAAUUGAGAGAAGUCUUACAGAUGUGAGGAGUGUGGUAAGUCCUUGACCGGCUGUGAGAACGUACUGAAUAUCACAAUUCAUACUGGAGAGAAGCCUUAUGAAUGUGAAAAAUGUGAAAAGCCUUUAAAAGCCAAUGUAUUACUGUACUUGAUCAACCUCAGAACAAAAAGAGACCUUACAGAUGUAGAGAAUUGGGCUAGAGUGUUUACCCAUAGCUUAAAAUUUACAUCAGAGAUUUUAUAGUGGAGGGAAGCCUUAUACUGUAAAAAAUGUGAGAAAGCCAUUAGUCUUUGGUCAAAUUUACUGAACAUUUUAGGAAUCAUUCUGAAGGGAAGCAGCAGUAAUAUAAAGUUUUCAUCCAAAGAUUUAACCAUGGUUGAAUCGUCAUUGAAAUUGAUAAAAUUGAGCCUUAAAAAUUAUGAGGCAUAUGUCAAAGUGUAUAUCCUUAUUUGUAUCUCAUACAACAUCUGGUAAUUAUUACUGGAUCGAAUCCCAGCAGAUAUAAAAAAUUUGACAAAGCUUACUUAGUAUGCAAACCUUACACGACAUCAGAAUUCAUACUGGGUAGAAACAAUACAAAUUUAAAUAGUGUCCUACAGUCUUUAAUCAGCAUCUGUAGCUUAUUCCUCACGUUGGAAUUCAUUCUAGAGGGAACCUUAAAUGUGAAGAACGUGGGAAAUCAUAUAGUUGGACCUACAGCCCCAGUCAAUACCAGGGAUUUUAAUUGGGUAGAAGUUCAAUAUUUAUGACAUAGGAGGAAGGACUGUUUGAAAAUAUAUAUAGUUUACAAAAAUCCAAGGAGUUUAUACCUUAAAAUGACUUUAAGAUGUAAAAACUUUAUCCAACUAUGUAAUUGCUUAUGAAUUUUAAUGUAUCAUUGAAUUCACACUAGAUAGGUAGCCAAAAUGCCUUUCGGUAUUGCUCUACAUCAGAAUGUUUACUACAGUAUACUCCAAACUUUAAAUGUAGUUAGGUGAUGGUUUGUAUACUUGAAUAUAUCAAAAGAAUUAAUGUUUCCAUAUGUACAAUUACUUAGAGUGUAAUCUCAUUUAUAUUGAAAUCAUAUGAAGUAUUUUCAAAAGAAAUUUGAUUCUUCUCCCAUAUCACUUGAUGUUGCUAUAUUUUAUUCCUGGUGUGUGUGUGAAAUCAUGGAGUUGAUUGUUUCUGCCUUAAAUAUCUCUGAGCUGGCCCUGGCUGGUUUUGCUCAGUGGAUAGAGCGUUGGCCUGCAGACUGAAGGGUCCCGGGUUUGAUUCCAGUCAGAGACACAUGCCUGGGCUG
Molecule: messenger RNA, 3291 nt
Organism: Myotis myotis
Lineage: Eukaryota; Metazoa; Chordata; Mammalia; Chiroptera; Vespertilionidae
Product: zinc finger protein 43-like
Exons: 4
Coding region: 117-1961 (614 amino acids)
Biological process (GO): regulation of transcription by RNA polymerase II
Molecular function (GO): RNA polymerase II cis-regulatory region sequence-specific DNA binding; DNA-binding transcription factor activity, RNA polymerase II-specific
Source: RefSeq, a predicted model, not a curated record